Anopheles aquasalis is the source of this 552-nucleotide messenger RNA. RefSeq lists its product as uncharacterized. The record is from RefSeq and is a predicted model, not a curated record. NCBI's taxonomy places the organism in Eukaryota, Metazoa, Arthropoda, Insecta, Diptera, Culicidae.
CGCACCGUUGUAACCGUUCAACCCAAAAUGAAGCUCAUCCUCGCACUCGCUGUCGUCGUCUGCGUCGUUGCAGUCUCGCAAGCUGCACCGCAACUUUUGUCAGGCUCGAUCCUCGUGCAACUGAGUACUACAGUGUCCAGGUUAACCACACUCCUGAGCCAGAUUGGUUCGCUGGUGUUUGCCCUCGGCAACACCGCCGGAGCUACGCUACAAACGUUGGUCGGAAACGUGCUGUCCGCUGCUGGCGCGCUAUUUACUUUGCCCUCGGCCACGUUGAGCGCUGUUAACCAGUUGCUGGCGAAUACUGUGACUCAGAUCACCAACAUCCUGAAUGGUGUCGGUAGCAACGUUAAUGCGCUGGUUCCAGCCCUCGGAAACAUCCAGACCGUCCUUGCCUCGACGGUUAACAGCCUGGGUGCGCUGAACGUAGCCGGGCUCGCUAACCUCCAAAGCUCCCUCAACCAACUGGCCACUGGCCUCAGCACCGCUGUUGGCCAGAUCGCUGGUUAAAAGAUGAUCCACAACACAGAUACCACAGGUUCGACCAUCUGC